Suncus etruscus (white-toothed pygmy shrew) is the source of this 1226-nucleotide messenger RNA. RefSeq names its product calcium modulating ligand (gene CAMLG). The transcript has 4 exons. The record is from RefSeq and is a predicted model, not a curated record. The coding region runs from base 75 to 965 and encodes 296 amino acids. Gene Ontology annotation, cellular component: GET complex. Gene Ontology annotation, biological process: tail-anchored membrane protein insertion into ER membrane. Lineage: Eukaryota; Metazoa; Chordata; Mammalia; Eulipotyphla; Soricidae.
GCCACUCGAGUCCGGCGGCCGAGCGGCGAGUCAGCGGCCCAUCCGGCGCCAGUCCUUGCGGGCCUGCGGAGGCGAUGGACUCGAUGGCCGUCUCUACCGACGGCGGGGACCGAGCCGGGGCCCCGACAGGCUCGGGUCUGUCGGCUUCCCAGCGUCGAGCCGAGCUGCGGCGGAGGAAGCUGCUCCUGAACUCGGAGCAGCGCAUCAACCGCAUCAUGGGCUUCCAUAGGCCCGGGGGCGGCGUGGAAGAAGAAAGUCAAAUAAACUCAAAGCCACAUGACAGUGAUAAACUCAGCUCCCUCAACAUUCCUUCAGUUUCGAAGCGGGUAGUGCUGGGUGAUUCGGUGAACACUGGCACACCCGAGCAGCAGAGCGGAGUAGCUGAGGUGAUGGCAACUGCCCUGGGAGAUCCGUUGGAUUCUUUGAUGAAGCCUCCAGAGUGCAGUAAUGAUCUCAGCCUGGAGCUCCGGCAGCGCAGCCGAAGGGACCUGACCGCAGACACCACCCAGAGGGGUUCUCGCCAUGGCCUGGAACAGUAUCUCUCCAGAUUUGAGGAAGCGAUGAAGCUGAGAAAACAGCUGAUUAGUGAAAAACCCAAUCCAGAGGAUGGAAAUGCAUCCGAAGAAUUUGACUCUUUUAGAAUAUUUAGAUUGGUGGGAUGUGUGCUGCUUGCCCUCGGAGUCAGAGCCUUUGUUUGCAAAUAUUUGUCCAUCUUUGCGCCAUUUCUUACUUUACAACUUGCCUACAUGGGACUAUACAAAUAUUUUCCCAAGGGGGAAAAGAAGAUAAAGACAACAGUACUCACAGCUGCACUUCUCUUAUCUGGAAUUCCUGCUGAAGUGAUCAAUCGUUCAAUGGAUACUUAUAGCAAAAUGGGCGAAGUUUUCACAGAUCUCUGUGUCUACUUUUUCACUUUUAUCUUUUGUCAUGAACUGCUUGAUUAUUGGGGCUCAGAAGUACCUUGAAGCCUGCAGAAGUCAGAAGAAGCUAACUGGGCAUGGAUUUGGCUCAAUGUGGAACAUUUGUCUUGCAUCUGUGAGACCCUGGGCUUCAUCCCUGGCACUGCCAAAAAUAAAGCAACAGAAGAAACCCAUUAAAAAAAAAAAAACAAUCUUUACUGACGUGUCUCUACAGGAGGCAAAUCGGUUUACACCUUCAUAUUCACACCUUUACUUAUUAGAAGUUGUAAAACUCUGUGAUUAAUAAUAAAAUGGCAGGUUCUUUGA